AUGAAUAGAGAGCAGCGCGUGAGCGUCAAGCAGGAGCAUCCGAAGAACAGUCCGACAAUUGCGGAAGCCGUCCGUGGCCUGCACAACUCCGAGACGAACCACAGGCGCUAUGAUGCUGGGCAGGGACUGUGUUCGCCUUAUAAUGCAGCGGUCACAUCGUUUUUGGUCGGAGCUCUGCUGCACGCAAGCCCGGAUUGGGUUUCUAGUGCUGAUUGGGGUGUGAGUUACAAUCCUACACACAUCUGUGCACUAAACGACUCAACAGUGAUCAUGAGAUGCACUUAUACAUACCCUACUGGACAUCAGAUCAAGAAAGUGUUCUGGACCAAAACAAAAGAUAAAGAGAAGCAUGAAGAGUUUCCAGAUCUGUCUGAGGACCCUGAAUACAGUCAGAGGCUUCAGUAUCUGGGAGAUAAACAGCAGGACUGCACCGUCAGACUGAGUCAUGUGACACUGAAGGAUUCACACAUGUAUUAUUUCAGAUUCAUCACUGAUAAAGUGGACAAAAAAUGGAUUGGUAAAUCUGGAAUGUCUCUUACUGUCACAGAUCUUCAGGUGGAGUCUCCUGACAAUGUGACAGAGGGAGAUUCAGUCAGUCUGACAUGUAAAAGCAGCUGCACUCUGACUGACAGAGCAACAUUCAUCUGGAACAGAAACUCACAGCCAUUAACUGAGAGAAGAGACAGAAACAAUGAACUCCUGCUGCAGUCAGUCAGAAGAGAGGAUUCAGGCAGAUAUAGCUGUGCUGUAGACGGACACACACACGUCUCUCCUGAUGUUCACCUCAAUGUCCACUGGUUGUCCUCCUUUCAUGACCCACCGAGGAACGUCUCAGUGUUGAUAAAUGGAUCUGGUGAAAUAGUGGAGGGAGAUUCGGUGACUCUGAAGUGCAUCAGUGACUCAAACCCUUCUGCUCUGAACUUCAGCUGGUUUAAGGAGAAUGAAAGCUCAGCUGUUGGAUCUGGACAGAGUUUCAGUGCACUACAGAGUGGACGCUUCUACUGUCAGGCUCACAAUCAACAUGGAUCUCAGAGAUCAGACGCUGUAACAGUCACAGGUGAAGCUUUUAUUAACACACUCCUGUAUCUUCACAUCAUUCAUCAGUUUGGAGAGUUAUUCAUGAUGAUCUUCCUCUUUCAGUUCAUCACAUUGCUGGUAGGAAUGUGA
Pimephales promelas (fathead minnow) is the source of this 1167-nucleotide messenger RNA. Lineage: Eukaryota; Metazoa; Chordata; Actinopteri; Cypriniformes; Leuciscidae. The record is from RefSeq and is a predicted model, not a curated record.